Molecule: messenger RNA, 2087 nt
Organism: Hyaena hyaena (striped hyena)
Lineage: Eukaryota; Metazoa; Chordata; Mammalia; Carnivora; Hyaenidae
Gene: C9
Product: complement C9
Exons: 11
Coding region: 1-1686 (561 amino acids)
Biological process (GO): immune response
Cellular component (GO): membrane attack complex
Molecular function (GO): protein binding
Source: RefSeq, a predicted model, not a curated record
AUGUCUGCCAGCCAGGGACUUGCCUUUGCAAUAUGCGUCUUACAAAUAGGUGUUCUGAGUGCUGGGCCCACUCUUAGUUUUGCCCCAGAGACCGUACGAGAGAAUGAGACACCGCUUCCGAUAGACUGCAGAAUGAGCUCCUGGGGCGAAUGGUCAGAAUGUGACCCUUGCCUCAAACAAAUGUUUCGCUCAAGGAACAUUGAGGUCUUUGGACAAUUUAAGGGGCAAAAGUGCGUGCAUGCUGUGGGAGACAGACGACAGUGUGAACCCAGUGAGCCCUGCCUAGACCCAGAGGAGGACUGUUGCAAUGACUUUCAAUGUGGCACAGGCAGAUGCAUAAAGAGGCGACUUCAGUGUAAUGGUGACAAUGACUGUGGGGACUUUUCAGAUGAGGAGGAUUGUGAAAGUGAUCUCCGUACUCCCUGCCGUGGGAGAGAAGUGGAAGAAUCUGAACUGGCCCGGACAGCAGGCUAUGGCAUCAACAUCUUAGGGAUGGAUCCCCUAAGCACACCUUUUGACAAUGAGUUUUACAAUGGACUCUGUGAACGAGUUCGGGAUGGAAAUACCUUGGUCUACUACCGCAGACCCUGGAACGUGGCUUCUCUGGCCUAUGAAACCAAAGCUGAUAAAAACUUCAGAACUGAAUAUUAUGAAGAUCAUAUUCAAGUAUUCAAACAAGUUGUCCAAGAGAAGACAUCAAAUUUUAAUGCAGAUAUCACUUUAAAAUUCACACCCACUGAAGCAAUUGAACAGUUCAAAAGUAAACCUCAGGAAACUGUCAAAAAGGAUCUCUCAGGUCUUAUAAAUGCUGAGGGUAAAUUUCGAUUUGCAUAUUCCAAAAAUGAAACUUACCAACUGUUCUUGUCACAUUCUUCAAAGAAGGAAAAAGUGUUCCUGCAUGUGAAAGGGGUAGUUCAUCUGGGAAGAUUUACAAUGAGAAGUCGGGAUGUCAUGCUGACAACAACUUUCUUGGAUGACUUAAAAGCUCUGCCAACUACCUAUGAAAAGGGGGAAUAUUUUGCAUUUUUGGAAACCUAUGGAACCCACUACAGUAGCUCUGGGUCUCUAGGAGGAUUCUACGAACUAAUAUACAUUUUGGAUAAAGCAAACAUGAAAGAGAAAGGUGUUGAACUAAGGGACGUACAGAGAUGUCUCGGAUUUAAUUUGGAAGGUACGCUGAAUGUUGGAGCUGAAAUCACAGGAAAUAUUAAUAAAAACGAUUGUUUAAAGAGGGGUGAAGGUAGAACUGUUAACAUCACUAGUGAUGACCUCAUAGAUGAUGUUAUUUCACUCAUAAGAGGAGGAACCUCAAAAUACGCAUAUGAGCUGAAAGAGAAGCUUCUCAAAGGAGCCAAAGUGGUUAAUCUGGCUGACUUUGUAAAUUGGGCCACUUCCUUAAAUGACGCCCCAGUGUUCAUAAGUCAAAAACUGUCUCCUAUAUAUAAUCUGGUUCCAGUGAAAAUAAAAGAUGCACACCUAAAGAAACAGAAUUUGGAAAAAGCCCUAGAAGAUUAUAUCAAUGAAUUCAAUGUGAAGAAAUGCUACCCAUGCCAACAUGGAGGUACUGUGAUCCUGCUGGACGGAGAAUGUCUGUGUACCUGCCCAAUGACAUUUACAGGAGUUGCCUGUGAAACCAGAAGAAAGCAAGAAACUUCUCAAGUGCCUCCUGCAUUCAAAAUUUCCUAAGACUCUACAGAGGAUGUCAUGGUACAGAGCCCAGAUGUCCCUUCAGGAUUAAGCACCCAUCCCCCCACCUCCUCUGAGUGUCACCUGCUGACAUUUCACAGCUGAGUCUCUCUUCAGGAAUUGCCCUGUAACAAGGAAGUGGCACCCAAGGUUAUGCUUCCAACCUGAAAGAAGCCUGUAUCUGAUUACUGGUCAAUGUGGUUGUUAUCUGAUGGGCCAUCCCUCUUGUGUCAGUUGGACAACUCUGGAGCACCAUUCCAGCGUCGGAGCUCCUCGUAUGAUUUGCUGAAGUCUCUGUUGCAAGAGCAUUACAACUGAACUCCCCCUUGUUCCUAAUUGUGCUCCUCAUACUCCUAACAUAUUUUCUCCCAAACACACUAAUAAAUCUAUUGCAUACAAAA